Achroia grisella is the source of this 1161-nucleotide messenger RNA. RefSeq names its product epidermal retinol dehydrogenase 2-like. Bases 11 to 967 code for a protein of 318 amino acids. The transcript has 7 exons. Gene Ontology annotation, cellular component: lipid droplet. The record is from RefSeq and is a predicted model, not a curated record. Gene Ontology annotation, molecular function: oxidoreductase activity, acting on the CH-OH group of donors, NAD or NADP as acceptor. Lineage: Eukaryota; Metazoa; Arthropoda; Insecta; Lepidoptera; Pyralidae.
UCGAGUCAUAAUGAGCACGGAUAACGAAGGAGAUUUCGCGGCGGACGAGCCACAAGUAAUAACGGCGUUCAGGUUAAUAAUAGAGUUCCUUUGGGCUGCUAUCCGAGUCGUUGCCGGAAUUUUGCACAGCGCUUUCCUGCACCUCGUGCCACCUGCACUCAGAGAUGUUUCAGACGAAAUUGUAUUGAUCACAGGCACUGGCCAUGGCAUGGGACGUGCUGUCGCCCUGCGGUUGGCCAGACUUGGUGCUACCCUCGUGUGUGUAGACAUCAAUAAAACAUCCAACGCUGAAACUGUAGAAUUGAUCAAACAGGAAAAGGGGAAAGCUCAUGCUUAUGAAUGCGAUGUAACCAAUCGUGCCUCAGUGUUUGACCUGGCCGCGAAAGUCCAGAAGGAAGUUGGUCCCGUCACGAUUCUCGUCAACAAUGCGGGUAUCAUGCCUUGCAAGCCCAUACUCAGACAGUCCGAGAAAGAAAUUAGACUCAUGAACGAUAUCAAUGUUCAUGGAGUUUUAUGGGGUAUCCAAGCGUUCUUGCCCAGUAUGAUCGAACGCAACUACGGUCACAUAGUUUCAAUGAGUUCUAUGGCUGGACUGAUGGGUCUGCGUAACAUUGUGCCGUACUGCGGCUCCAAAUUCGCCGUCAAGGGUAUUAUGGAAGCAUUGCGUGUGGAGCUCCACGAGGACCGCACUAAGAACACCAAUGGAAUUACACUAACCACUGUCUACCCCACAAUGGUAAACACUGGUCUGUGCAAGAAACCUAAUCUACGUUUCGAGAAACUUCUGAGUGUAGUAGACACAGACGAAGCUGCUGAUAGAAUUGUCGACGCUAUCAGAAGACGUUACACUGAGAUUAGUAUUCCUGGCGAUCUCUUCUAUUCAAACAAGCUCUACCGAUUGCUACCUAUCUCCUCAGCAAUGGUAUGCACUGAUCUCUUGGGAACUGGUCUGGACCCAGAUGAUUAGACUCCCAUUAAUUUAAAAAAUAACUACUACCAUUAGUUACUGCCGUAACAAACACUUUUGGUAUGGAAAAAUAAUUAAGACCUAUUAAUUUAAUUAGACCAAAGUAAUAUUAAGUUACAUGUAUUUUUUACAUGCAAGCGGUUGUGAAAUAAAUUCCGUGAUAGCACAUUUGUUGUUGUUAUGUUGACAUUUUC